UUGCUCCACUUCGUUCCCCCCUCUUUCUCAUGUAUUCAUGACGUGAGAUGCUGCAGCAUUGCAUACUUAUUUUCCACCUGUACCUGGAUUCACUAAAUAAUACAACUCUUUUUUCUCAAGUCUACGGCCAUACGCUGCUCCUUGGAACAUUUUUCUACCACUUUUGUAAUUUGUGUAUAAAAUUUUUGGGACGUCUCAACCGGGUGUAACUUUUCCUAGUGAUCUCAUUUUACCAUAUCAGUAUUCACACGAUGGCAUUUUUCUGUCUGUCAGCAAAAAUUGGGGCACUGGUGGUUGCCCUCUUGAACUUGACCAUUGGCAUGAGCAUCGUGGUGGAAUACCUCUUGGGACGUUUGGACUAUAUGAACACCUUGUCCGAAACGGUGGCAAAGUAUUCUGGAAAUAGCACAGACGAUCCUGCGACAACGCCAGUGAAUCCCUUCAUUACAACGACCACCACCGUUGCCCCGGACCCUGGCACUGAGGAAGAGUGCAAUUGGAUUUGUUCAGUGAUGAACCUGCUGGAACCAAUUUCAUUCUAUGUUGGAUUUGUCCUCAUGUUUUGCUUCCUGUUCUCCAGCGUGGUUGCUUGUUUCGUGUCAAUGUUGCAAACCAAACACCGGAAGACAUUUGCCUAUCUCGCCUUCUUGCUAACUGGAGCGUUUGUUGGUUGUACUUUUAUAAAUUGUCUCGCGAUGUUUGUUCUCGGGACGCAUUGGCUGGACCUCGUCUCACUUUUCGUGUGGGGUUGUCUUGUUCAAAUUUAUUUCACUCUCGUCCUCGUCGAAUACCACGAAAGUGCAGAAUUUCAACCUGUUCCAACGUCCCCAUAAUCGCGUAGUCUCGGAUGGUGAGACUAUCUGUAAAACGCCGUUCAACGGCGAUCAACAAUCAAUUUUGUUGUAUUCUACAUAAACUUUACUUGCAAAAAGUGUAUGCAUUUAUGGAGUUAUCAUUUUAAAUUAUUUUGGCAGCAUACUUAUCAAUUAUUUAUUUAUCUACCAUAAGGGAAAUAUACACACAAAGUAAAAUUUGUAAAACUAUCAUAAUUAGCCUAAUUUAAUUUAUUGUCCUUCUGGGCUGGUGGUUGAGUAUUUACUUGGUGAUCAAAAUGUUCCUCUGUGGAUUUUGGAGAAAAAAUCUUUAUGCAUGAAUGAUUUCUUAUGUUACAAACUACAUGACUAUGAUUUAUUAAUUUAUUGUGACUGUAUGGUUGCACUUUGUAUGUAUGCAUACUUCCAGGCUAAGGAUAAGUAUUUUCAAGGUAUGCUGCACUGCACUGUGUAGUUAAACCCAAUUAAUGUACAUAAAAAUCAUUUAACUUUGCUUAAUAAAUAAAUCAACUUUUUUUGUAUUGAUUUUAACGGUA
Molecule: messenger RNA, 1369 nt
Organism: Folsomia candida
Lineage: Eukaryota; Metazoa; Arthropoda; Collembola; Entomobryomorpha; Isotomidae
Exons: 4
Coding region: 252-833 (193 amino acids)
Source: RefSeq, a predicted model, not a curated record